AUGGCUGAUCUAAAGUUUGAGAAAGUCCCGGCCACUAUGUGGGCAUGGAGAAAACACAGAGGGAAUCCAAAGCCAUCAUACGAACAGGUUCCCGUUCCUACUUUACCCUCCAAUGGCAUUCUCUGUAAAAUCCUAGCAUCGGGCGUCUGCAGAAGUGAUCAUUCGCUGCUGACCAUAGACAAACAAGCGUCUUGGUUCCAAGAGAAGUACAUCUUGGGACACGAAGGCUGCGGGCAAAUCAUCGACAUAGGCAGCGCAGUGCAGGAUAAUGGGUUUCAAGUGGGCGAUAUUGUGGCUCUCCAUGCUGUCCCUGGUUGUGGACAAGACGAUUGCCCUGAAUGUUCCCGGGAUUUGUCACAGUUGUGUGAGAGGGGACAUCACUCUGGCAUCGGCCAAGACGGCUUUUAUGCACCUUAUGCAGCGGUUGACAUACGAGCCGCAGUCAAGGUUCCUGCAGGCGUCACACCAGCGGAAGCAGCUGUUGCGACGGAUGCAGUCAACACUGCAUACCAUGCCAUCACUAGAAGAGGCGAAGUCAAGAAAGAUGAGAUGGUCUUCCUUUUUGGACUUGGCGGCCUCGGACUCAACGCUCUCCAGAUCCUCAUCCAUAUUGGAGCCAGGGUGAUUGUUUCGGAUAUUCGACAGGAACUGCUUGAUGAAGCACAGAAGCUUGGCAUCCCGUCUCGCGAUUUGGUUCCCAUUGGGACGCCUCCACAACAGUUCAUCGCAGAAAAUGACCUUUCAGGAAAGAUUGAUACGGUCCUGGACUUUGUCGGAACUCAUCAAACUUUUGAGGAUGCUCAGCAUAUUGUACGGCGGGGAGGUAAACUCCUUUGCAUUGGGAGUCUCGACACAGAAAACACAAUCCACAUGAAGAUCGGAACAAGAAAGCGACUUUCGUUUAUUUUCAGUUAUGGUGGUCAAGUGAAAGACCUUGAGCAGGUUCUUGACCUUAUUGCGGCUGGAUCUAUCAAACCUCAGGUCGAGACGCGAAAGCUGAAAGAGUUCGAUCAAGUCCUGCAAGAACUUUGUGAUGGAAAGAUACGGUCGCGGGUUGCUUUGCUGGGCGAGUGA
Messenger RNA from Fusarium sp. VM40, 1074 nucleotides. The record is from the annotation of a GenBank genome assembly. Lineage: Eukaryota; Fungi; Ascomycota; Sordariomycetes; Hypocreales; Nectriaceae.